AUGAGAUCAUUAUUGGGUGUUCUUACCAUUCUAUCGCUGCUCGCAGGAAUAAGCGCCAUUUUCCAAGGUGGCGUGUUGGAUCUGAACUUCUUUCGUUGCAUGUGGACUAAAAACUACGAGUGCCCACAUGAGGACAUACGAUUCUUCCUCUACACCCCAACCUUUCGGAAGGGCCGAAUCAUCGACAUGAACAAACCGAAGAGCAUCUUCAAGGCCGGCUUCAAGACGAACCAGCAGACGGCGAUCAUCAUCCACGGCUUCAAUGGGACGCAGACGAGCCGGCACAUCAUGUUCCUGAAGGACGCUUACCUUUCGCGAAAAUUCAACGUUUUCGCGGUGGAUUGGGAGGUCCUGUCUCAGUAUCCAUGCUACUUUUCGUCACUGUCCAACACAAAACUGGUGGCCCAAUGUACAGCACAGCUCUAUUCUUUCCUGACCUUCGCCGGGUGUACCAGUAAGCAGAUAACAUGCGUGGGCCACUCGCUGGGAGCCCAUAUAUGCGGCAUGAUGAGCAACCAUUUGACGAAAAAACAGUAUAAAAUUAUCGGAUUGGAUCCGGCGAGGCCGUUGAUAGAGAAACACGCUUCGAAAAAGUUCCGAUUGACUCGAGAUGACGCUCGUUCCGUGCAGGUUAUUCACACAAACGCCGGUCUGCUGGGUCAAAGCUCGUUUAGUGGACGAGUAGACUUUUGUAUAAACGGUGGCCAAGUGCAGCCGUACUGUGAAGGCGAUCGGAUAAAACAAGCCCGAUGUAGCCACUUCUUGAGUGUGUGCUAUCUUGCCAACGCCAUCCUAGCGGCAAGACCAAUGCGAGCCUUCCGUUGUCCUUCCGGGUGCGUUCCGGACAAUCGGAUACCCUUCGUCAAGUCGAACCGUGUACGAAUGAAAUGGCUUGCAGUCGGACAGGAUACACCGGGAAACGUUACUGGAGGAUAUUGUGUGCACAUGGAGCAGAAUAUGAACUGCCCGUUCAAUUGA
This is a messenger RNA of Anopheles nili, 978 nucleotides long. Its product is annotated as phospholipase A1 member A-like. NCBI's taxonomy places the organism in Eukaryota, Metazoa, Arthropoda, Insecta, Diptera, Culicidae. Gene Ontology annotation, molecular function: lipase activity. Bases 1 to 978 code for a protein of 325 amino acids. The record is from RefSeq and is a predicted model, not a curated record. The transcript is spliced from 8 exons.